Molecule: messenger RNA, 1046 nt
Organism: Prorocentrum cordatum
Lineage: Eukaryota; Dinophyceae; Prorocentrales; Prorocentraceae
Source: the annotation of a GenBank genome assembly
GCGGACUCCUUCUUCGCCGCCCUGACUCCGGCCGAGCGGGCCCGCGUGGCGGCGUGCGAGCUCAUGUUCCCGGGCGAGCUGUGCGACGCGAACCAGGAGCCGCAGUCCCGCGCCCUGAAGUCCAAGGAUGGCGUCGCGGGCCCCGUGAUCCGCUCGAACGGGCUCAUCUGCAGCCAGCGGAUGGGUCGCUGGCUCACGACGGUCGAGCUGCAGCAGCUCUUCGGCUUCCCCAUGGACGCCGAGCAGGCAGUCUUGGCGGGCGCCAUCGGCCCUUUCACGCAGGGCGUCGGCAUGGGCGCGUUUGCCCCGAGACUGCGCACCUACAGGUCCCAGCGCAACCAGCUCGGCAACGGCAUGAACGUGUGCUCCAUCGGCAGCAGCAUCUACAUGUCCAUCGUCGCCAUGCCCGCGCUCGGCGUCCGGCCCUCGAUGUAUCGCCCGCUUCGCUUCCUUGGCGCAGGCUUCGGCGACGCGGGCGCAGCGCCGGGCACGCCGCCGAGCCCCUUGCGCCAGGCAGUGAUGCACGCGCGGCUCAUGGCGCAGGCGGCGGGGCGGAGUGGCGUCGACGCUGCCGUCGCGAUCCCGGGCCAGGUCGACAGGGCGAGCAACGUGCUGGCGCCUUGGCGCCCAGAGGCGGCCUUGCGCCCGGGGGCGGCCGCGGCGGCGGAGACCGACCAGGGCGGCAACAGCGGCGAGGCGCCGCCUGCGAGCCCGGUCGCCGCGGUCGCCGAGAGCCCGCCUACGUCGGCCCGUUCGGCGGACUCGUGCAAGACCCCGGACGCGGAGUCGUCGAGCCCGACGCUGACCUUGCGCCGCGGUGGCGGCGGCGCGAGCCGCUCAGAGCCGGACCCAGAGCCCGCGGGGCCAUCGGCCGCCGCCGCGCCGUGCACGCCGCCAGCGCACAAGAAGGUCAAGCACUCGCCGGAGCCGAGGAAGACCGACGACGCCGACAUGGACGACAGCCGCAAGAAGCAGCUGUUCCAGGGGGUGUUCGGCAACUCCUCCCACAGCAGCGCCAGCGGCGCCAGCCCUGGCCAGGGCUCCGC